AUGCAACAAGCUGUUCUCAUCUCUUCCCUUUGCUUAAUUUUAGUCGCUUUUUCCAGAGUUCUUGGAGAAACCCAAAAAGCCUGCAAACAACUUCACUGUGGGGAUCAUGGCCCUGCUAUCCAUUUCCCUUUCAGGCUCAAAGACAGACACCCAGAUCAUUGUGGAUAUCCUGGGUUUGUUGUAUCUUGCAAUGAAAGACAUGAGACUGUUCUUGAGCUGCCAAUUCCAGUCAAAUUCUCUGUGAAUACUAUAGAUUAUAAGAAUCAGGAAAUCUAUUUAUAUUACCCAGAUAAUUGCCAACUGGCAAAGCUUUUAGAAACCCAGAACAUGUCAUUCUUUCCCUUUUACGUAAUUGACCAAGGGAACUUUAUGCUAUUCGAUUGUUCUUCAGGGCUUGAGGAAUCUGGAGAGGUUGCUGUCCCCUGUCUUAGUAGCCCCGGCCACCAUAUUUAUGCAGUGUAUUCUUCUGAUUACGUUGAAGGCCUACAAUAUUGUACCAAGACGUCUGAUGUUUUAUCAGUCCCAUAUAAAUUUCGUUGGUCUGAACCAAAUUGUACAGAAUGUGAAGCUAAAGGAAAGAAGUGUAGAUUGAAGAGUAAUGGCACCAAAAACGAAAUCGAAUGUGUACAUGAAGCAAAUAUGAGUAAGUGGGGUGCAGCAAGGAAAUUAGUGGUUACAGGUGCAUCCCUGGGUUCAUUUGUUCUCAUGCUACUGGUCAUUGCAGCCUAUCAUGUCUAUAGCUAUGACAGAAAUGAAAAAGAGAAUCGAUUGAAAAUUGAAAGAUUUCUAGAGGACUACAAAGCUCUCAAGCCAAGCAGAUAUUCUUAUGCAGACAUUAAGAGGAUUACAGAUCAAUUCAAGGACAAGUUAGGGGAAGGAGCCUAUGGAUCUGUUUAUAAAGGAAAGCUUUCUUCUGAAUUAUUUGUUGCAGUGAAAGUCCUCAACAGUUCUACGGGAGAUGGGGAAGACUUCAUAAAUGAAGUGGGAACAAUGGGUCAUAUCCACCAUGUUAACGUGGUUCGCAUGGUUGGCUUCUGUGCUGAUGGAUUUAGACGCGCUCUUGUCUAUGAGUUCUUACCUAACGGUUCACUACAAGAUUUCAUUUCAUCAGCCAACAAUAAUAACAGUUUCCUUGGUUGGGAUAAGUUGCAAGAUAUCGCUCUAGGCGUAGCCCAAGGAAUUGAAUAUCUUCACCAAGGAUGUGAUCAACGGAUCCUCCAUUUUGAUAUCAAACCACAAAACGUUUUGCUAGACUACAACUUCACUGCAAAACUUUCAGAUUUUGGUUUGGCCAAGUUAUGUUCCAAGGAUCAAAGCCUAGUGUCAAUGACUACAGCUAGGGGAACCAUGGGCUACAUUGCACCUGAAGUGUUCUCCAGGAACUUCGGAAAGGUGUCCUACAAGUCAGAUGUCUAUAGUUUUGGAAUGCUAUUGCUUGAGAUGAUACGAGGUAAAAAGCAUAUUGGUGCAACCCCGGAGAACACUAACGAAGCUUACUACCCAGAGGCGGUCUAUAAUCUUCUCGAAGAAGCAGAAGACCCAAGAGUCCAUAUUGGAGAAGAAGGAGAUGGUAAAAUUCCAACGAAACUUGCCAUUGUAGGGUUGUGGUGCAUCCAAUGGAACCCAGUGGAUCGUCCUUCCAUGAAAACGGUGGUUGAAAUGUUGGAAGGAGGAGAAAACUUAACCAAGCCGCCAAAUCCUUUUGCUUCCACAGGUUCUACAAGAAUAUUUGCAACUGGGCCAUCAAGAAAUUUAAAUCUAGAGUUAGAAACAAUUGUUGAGUUAGAGUAA
Prunus avium (sweet cherry) is the source of this 1791-nucleotide messenger RNA. Its product is annotated as rust resistance kinase Lr10-like. Gene Ontology annotation, biological process: protein phosphorylation. The record is from RefSeq and is a predicted model, not a curated record. NCBI's taxonomy places the organism in Eukaryota, Viridiplantae, Streptophyta, Magnoliopsida, Rosales, Rosaceae. Gene Ontology annotation, molecular function: polysaccharide binding; protein kinase activity; ATP binding.